Messenger RNA from Clupea harengus (Atlantic herring), 330 nucleotides. RefSeq names its product testis-specific gene A8 protein-like. The annotation marks the transcript as partial. The transcript has 4 exons. Lineage: Eukaryota; Metazoa; Chordata; Actinopteri; Clupeiformes; Clupeidae. The record is from RefSeq and is a predicted model, not a curated record.
ACUAUUGCUACUACUGUUGCUAGUACUACUGCUACUCCUACUGCUGCUGCUCCUCCUGCUACUACUACUGCUGCUGCUCCACCAGCUGCUACUGCUGCCCCUACUCCUUCUGCUGCUGCUACUGCUGCCCCUACUCCUUCUGCUUCUGCUGCUUCUGCUGCUGCUACUCCUGCUGCUGCUGCCCCUACUCCUUCUGCUGCCCCUGCUCCUUCUGCUGCUUCUCCUGCUUCUGCUGCUUCAGCUGCUGCUACUGCUGCCCCUACUUCUGCUGCUUCUGCUGCUGCUACUGCUGCCCCUACUCCUUCUUCGUUCUUUUUCUGCAUUUGCUAA